UGUGAUCUCAGUUCACAGCUGCAGUACUUAGCUCUCACCACUGACUUUACUGAAACAGGUGGGGAGGACAGGAUCCCAGUCUAGAGCUCAGAGCGGCUCCCCCUCCCUCUCUCACUCUCUCCCUCUCUCCCUCUCGGAGUCUCAGCACUUGUACAUGUGCUGGACCUGCACACUGCUGCUGCUGCUCCCACUCUCUGUACCGUGCAGAGCUCUCCUCACCUCCACUGCACAUCUCACUCAGGGAAGCCGUGCUCCAGCACAUGAAGACAGAAAGCAGGUUCAAAGAAAUGGGAUUGUACUGAAAGACUUUUUUGUUGGUGGUGGAAGAGGAGGAGAAGGAGGAGGUAUGAAAUGGCUUUGAAUUAAAUUGCAUCCUUCAUGCUGGAUAUCAGAACUCUUGUCUUUCAUUGCUUGUUGGAACGGCAUUCUGAAGCACCAUGGAUAACACCUAUUCCCUGACUGCUCACUACGAUGAGUUCCAAGAGGUGAAGUACGUGAGCAAGUACACCAGUGGCAGCACCCUGAGCAACGGGCUGAACCUGCACCUGGCCAGCAGGAAGCAGCCCGGGAGCACCCUACCACGCUGGAGCAAGCGGGAGAUCUGCCUCAUGUCCGCCCUGGUCUUCGCCGCCGGGCUGUGCGUCAUCCUGGGCAGCAUGCUGGUGCUGAAGUACCUGUCUCUGGAUCCAGAGAGCCACUGCCUGGAAGACUGCCAGAAGAAAAAGGCCUUCCUCAGGGCCUCUCGCUUCAUCUCGGGAAACAUCGACCCCACCAUCGACCCUUGCACAGACUUCUACUCCUUCGCCUGCGGGGGCUGGCUGCGGCGCCACGGCAUCCCUGAGGACAAGCUGAGCUACGGGAUCAUCAGUGCCAUCGGGGAGCAGAAUGAGGAGAAGCUGCAGAGCCUCCUGCUGCGUCCGGUGCGACGCAAGGAUAGGGGCUCAGCCGAGAGGAAGGUCAAGGAGUUCUACCGCUCCUGCGUGGACAUGCGGGAGAUCGACCGGCUUGGGGCCCAGCCCAUGAUGGACGUGAUUGAGAGCUGUGGGGGUUGGGACCUGGCGGGGGACUUCAAUGAGCUGCUCUACAGGACCCAGGGGGUCUACAGCACCGCCGUGUUCUUCUCUCUGACUGUCAGCGUGGAUGAUAAGAACUCCUCCAGGAACGCCAUCAGGAUUGACCAGGAAGGGCUCACCUUACCAGAAAGAACCCUCUACCUGGGGCAGGAUGAAGACAGUAUCAAGAUUUUGGCUGCCUACAGGACGCUGAUGGAGAGGCUGGUGAGUCUGUUGGGAGCUGAAAACGCCACGCAAAAAUCUGAGGAGAUCCUGCUGCUGGAGACGCGACUGGCCAAUAUAACUAUUUCAGAGUUUGAUGAACAAAGAAGAGAUAUCAGCACCAUGUACAACAGAAUUACCCUGAGGCAAUUACAGAGGAUAGCGCCAAGCCUACACUGGAAACGUUUGCUGGACAGGAUAUUCCACGACAACUUGUCAGAAGACGAGGAGAUCGUCGUGCUUGCCACAGAUUAUAUGCAGAAAGUGUCUGACAUCAUCAAGACCACCCCGAAAAGAGUUCUGCACAACUACAUGCUGUGGCGCAUCGUGGCUGCGCUGAGCGAGCACCUGUCCACGCCAUUCCGCAACACCAUCCACGAGUUCUCCCACGAGAUCGAGGGCACGGAGCAGCAGCUGGAGCUGGGCCGCAUGUGUCUGAACCAGGCCAACAAGCACUUCGGCAUGGCGCUGGGGGCCCUCUUUGUUGAGGAGUACUUCUCCUCUGCCAGCAAGGCCAAGGUGCAGCAGCUGGUGGAGCAUAUCAAACACUCUCUGGACCGGCGGCUGCAGGAGCUCGACUGGAUGGACGAGGUGACCAAAGAGGCAGCCAGGGCCAAGCUGCGCCUUAUGAUGGUGAUGAUUGGUUACCCAGACUACCUGCUGAAGCCAGAAGCCAUCAAUGCAGAAUACGGGUUUGAAGUGAGUGAGAAGACGUACUUCAAGAAUGUGCUGAACAGCAUCAAGUUCAACAUCAAGCUCUCUGUGAAGAAGAUACACCAGGAGGUGGACAAAACAGUAUGGCUCCUGCCCCCCCAGGCCCUCAAUGCAUACUACCUGCCCAAUAAGAAUCAAAUGGUUUUCCCAGCUGGAAUACUGCAGCCCACCCUUUACGACCCAGAAUUUCCUCAGUCGUUAAACUAUGGCGGGAUUGGUGCUAUCAUUGGGCACGAGCUGACGCACGGCUAUGAUGACUGGGGUGGACAGUACGAUCGCUAUGGCAACCUGAAGCAGUGGUGGACAGACGAGUCCUACUAUAAAUUCCAGAAGAAGGCUCAAUGCAUCGUGCGGCUGUACGACAACUUCACCGUCUAUAACCAAAGGGUCAAUGGCAAACUCACUCUCGGGGAGAACAUUGCAGAUAUGGGAGGCCUCAAACUAUCCUAUUAUGCCUAUCAGAAGUGGAUCCGAGAGCAUGGCCCAGAGCAGCCUCUCCCAGGCCUCAGAUACACUCACGAGCAGCUGCUGUUCAUCGCGUUUGCCCAGAACUGGUGCAUGAAGAGGCGAUCGCAGUCCACCUACCUGCAGCUCCUCACAGACAAGCAUGCCCCGGAGCAUUACAGGGUGAUCGGCAGCGUUUCCCAGUUUGACGAGUUUGGCAGAGUGUUCCAUUGUCCCAGGGCAUCUCCGAUGCAUCCCGUCCACAAGUGUUCAGUGUGGUGACCGAGCCCGGGGUCAGAACCCCGCUCCGACUUUGUGCCCCAUUUAUUUAUUUUCUAUUUGCUCAUUUUUGUUCCUUGUUUCCUUUUUGGAUGUUAUUUUUAUAUAUUGUAUACUGUGUGUUUAUGUUUGUGAUGAUGUACAUUAUAAUAACUGUUUUUUGUUUGUUCGUCUUAACAAAGCAAUUUCUGCACACUGCUUUGUGAGUUUGGAAGGGAGGGCUGACUAUUUGCUUCUAGUGCAAGACGUAUUUUAGCAGAGUUUCUACACUGAAAAAAAUGGAAUAAAACCCUCCUGUCUGCAGUGCAUCACUGAAAAGAAAGGCUGCAGGGCAGGGGUUCGAACGGGACUUUGAGAGGGCAUUGCUGCAAAGCUAUCAAUCAACAGUCCAGCAGGGAACGCUGGCACGCAGGGUUUCAAUACUGAAUGGAAUCUGUAAAAUAAAGUGAGAUGUUUUUGUAUUUUGUUAUCGUUGUUCAGUGUCCUGAAGCACUCCCUGUGGAACGAUGUAACUACAUACUGUCACUAAUGAUUGUGCUUUUUCACUGUUCACACUGUGUGCACAUUUUAUUAAUCGCUUUUCAACCUGAAAUGUCUAGAAAGUUAAAAUAUAAAUACAAAUCCAGAUGUAUUCAUUCA
Messenger RNA from Polyodon spathula (Mississippi paddlefish), 3350 nucleotides. Its product is annotated as endothelin-converting enzyme-like 1. The coding region runs from base 438 to 2714 and encodes 758 amino acids. Gene Ontology annotation, molecular function: metalloendopeptidase activity. Gene Ontology annotation, cellular component: plasma membrane. The transcript is spliced from 18 exons. The record is from RefSeq and is a predicted model, not a curated record. Gene Ontology annotation, biological process: protein processing. NCBI's taxonomy places the organism in Eukaryota, Metazoa, Chordata, Actinopteri, Acipenseriformes, Polyodontidae.